UUCAACAAAUCAUCAUUGCUUCCUGGCAGCCUUCAUGGCUGCUGCUUGCCCCCCAAAUUUCUUCGAAUCUGAGGGCCUCUGCUUCAACGUUAUUGACAAGCCCGGGGAGGACAUGACGUGGGAGGAGUGCAGGGGUCUGUGUGAGAAGGAGGCGGAGGGGGAGUGGAAGGCCGACCUGGCUGUCUUUGACAAUGCUGAAGAAUUGGAAGAAUUCUCCAUCACCUGGCUCGAGAUCUCGAAUGAGUACUCCGACCAUCCCUACAUGUGGAUCGGCGUGCACAAGAUGGAUGGCCAUUGGGUCACCCUGGACGGCACUCACAUCACCGAGCAGAACCUGAUGUGGCACGUGGGUUUCCCUCACGAGUCGGGCGCCCACGCCUUCCUGGAGGAUGUCACUGAGACCACCGGCAUCAACUCCUAUGGACGUCUGUACAUGAGCUCCACCAUAGUGGGCGAGCACGAGCACAACAGCCGCUGUCUCUGUGAGGCUAACUUGCCAAAACCACGCAAGCAAUAAACCGACAAGGCUCCUCCCACGGC
Messenger RNA from Portunus trituberculatus (swimming crab), 540 nucleotides. RefSeq lists its product as uncharacterized. The record is from RefSeq and is a predicted model, not a curated record. NCBI's taxonomy places the organism in Eukaryota, Metazoa, Arthropoda, Malacostraca, Decapoda, Portunidae. The transcript is spliced from 3 exons. The coding region runs from base 35 to 517 and encodes 160 amino acids.